Aspergillus eucalypticola CBS 122712 is the source of this 1778-nucleotide messenger RNA. RefSeq names its product guanine nucleotide-binding protein subunit alpha gpaB (gene gpaB). The record is from RefSeq and is a predicted model, not a curated record. NCBI's taxonomy places the organism in Eukaryota, Fungi, Ascomycota, Eurotiomycetes, Eurotiales, Aspergillaceae. Gene Ontology annotation, cellular component: heterotrimeric G-protein complex. The transcript has 6 exons. Gene Ontology annotation, molecular function: GTPase activity; G-protein beta/gamma-subunit complex binding; GTP binding. Gene Ontology annotation, biological process: adenylate cyclase-activating G protein-coupled receptor signaling pathway. The coding region runs from base 480 to 1550 and encodes 356 amino acids.
AGCAGAACCAUCCUACUCCGCGCUUGGGCUCGGCGUCUUUUCGUUGCUUCGCUGUCUCCCCUGCUUCCUUUCCACCUCCUGCGUCACGAGCCAACACCUCCGCCGCCCCCCGGGAGCUUGCAGUUGUCGUCGCUCCGGCCUUCCCCGUUUCGACCUCGAGCCGUCUGUUGUGGCUCUGCCUUCGGCCACUACGCGCGCAAGCCUCGAUCCCUGAUCGAACUCCAUUGUCGAUCGCAUAUACCAACGUCUCUCUUGCUCUCCCCGUUCCGAUCGCUGCAGCGAUAUCCUCCCCAUUGCGCCGCCCAUAACCUUCCGUCCGCAAUCACAUCUGUCUGUUUGGGUCGUUGGAGCUGCCACUCGUCUGGGUAUUCGCCUCUCCCGUCGGCGUUGGGUCUCAGCGUCCUGACAGGUUGAUGCCGUAUCCUUCCGCAGGCAGCUAAUGGGUUAGCUUUUCGCUGUCUGGGAAUCAUACCGAGAACAUGGGUUCGUGUGUGAGCACGGAAGCGACAGGAGAUGCGGAGUCGAAGCGGAGGAGCCAAGCAAUCGACCGAAAACUAGAAGAGGACUCUAGGCGACUACGGCGAGAGUGCAAGAUCCUAUUGCUUGGUUCCGGAGAAAGCGGCAAGUCGACCAUCGUCAAGCAAAUGAAGAUCAUCCACCAAAAUGGGUACACAGUUGAAGAGCUGGCGUUAUAUCGCCUAACGGUCUACAAGAACCUCCUCGAUUGUACCAAAUCUCUCAUCGCAGCCUACCACCAGUUCUCGCUAGAACCUUCAAGUCAAAAAGUCCGCGACUACAUCCAAUUCCUUUCCGAUUAUAACAUUGACCCUGAUCCAAAUAUACCCCUGGAUUCUCGGGUCGGUGAUGCGAUAACGUAUCUCUGGAAUGACCCUUGUACUUCCAAUGUGCUGGAGCAUCAGAACGAAUUCUAUCUGAUGGAUUCCGCGCCAUAUUUCUUUGAUGAAGCUAAGCGGAUAGCUUCCCCAGAUUACAUACCCAACGUAAAUGAUGUACUCCGCGCGCGGACAAAAACGACAGGUAUAUAUGAGACGCGAUUUACCAUGGGCCAGCUUAGCAUACAUAUGUUCGAUGUUGGCGGCCAGCGGAGCGAGCGGAAGAAGUGGAUUCAUUGCUUUGAAAACGUAACAUCCAUCAUCUUCUGCGUGGCGCUGAGUGAGUAUGACCAAGUAUUAUUGGAGGAGAGCAAUCAGAAUCGCAUGAUGGAAAGCUUAGUCCUGUUCGAUUCCGUGGUUAAUUCUCGAUGGUUUAUGCGAACGAGCAUAAUUCUUUUCCUAAACAAGGUCGAUCUUUUCAAACAAAAGCUUCCUCGAUCUCCAUUGAACCAUUACUUUCCGGACUAUUCAGGCGGCAAUGACGUGAAUCGGGCGGCCAAAUACCUUCUUUGGAGAUUCAAUCAAGUCAACAGAGCGCAUCUGAAUCUUUACCCUCAUCUGACUCAGGCUACCGACACGACGAAUAUCCGUCUGGUAUUCGCCGCUGUAAAGGAAACGAUCCUGCAAAAUGCCCUCAAGGAUUCGGGUAUUCUGUGAGGCAGCUAUCGUUAGAAGAGCAACUAGACCCGGUUUACGUUAGCGAGAUUCUCCACUUUGGCGAUUGCCUACGUUGUGUAGAGGCCGUCCUAUCGGCCCUCUCACUAGUCAGUCUUCCAGCCCGGUUUUACUGAUGAACCUCAUUUUUCUCUGAAGCUUCGAUGCUUCUGAUUUGCACCCUUUUUGCAGCUUUGGCGUUCGUUAUCUUUUGAUUUUCUUUGUUCCUUU